CCUCUCCCUCUCCAACACUCCCAACUUUCUCCCCUCUAUUAAGUUCCAAGCUUCUUUCAAUCUGAAGUGAACAACAUAUUCCAAACAGGGGGUGUUCCAGAAAAAAUAGACGUCAUCCUUCCUCGUCACCCAGUCCUCUCCUCCUCCAUCUUUCUCUCAUCACUCCCUUUCUCCCAUCUUGUCUACUCCCAUACUGAACCAUCCAUCCAUCUCUCUCUCCCCUUUCCUCCUCCCAUUCUCCAUUCUUCAUCCCCACACCUCUGAACUGCUGUUAUCUGUGUCUCUACCUUCCUUCUGUCUUCAACCUUCCUUUCUUCUUUUUGGGGUUCACCCCCUUCAAUAAUUUCCCUGCUUCUCUCUCUUCACUCUCUUUCCCGUCCUCUUCCCUCUUUCCCUCCCUUCCUCUCUCCAUCCGGCCUCUCUCGGCCUCUGGUAGAGGUCACCAUGUGGGCCAACUACAUUGUCCAGCCGGAGGAGGAUGGCCGUAUGGGGGUGGUAGGAGCAGGGCCCCAUGGGGGCCUGGCCGGCCUGGCAGGGGUGAAGGGAGGGGGGCGUGCUACGAGGCGGACCCCUAGGAUGAGUGACAGCCAGGAGGGGAAGAUCAAGCUGGCGUUCUUUGUGGCCAUUGUGGGCGUUACCCUGACAGUGUUGGGGGUGGGAACAGAAUUCUGGGUAGAGCUGGCCACGCCCAAGACCUGGAGUAACAACCAGACGUGUCAAACAGCCCACUACGGCCUGUGGAAGGGGUGUACCCGCACCCUGUGGGUGGACGACAUCGACCCCGAGAGAGAGAGCUGCGGCCCCGCCGAUCUGCCCGGAGAAUCCAACUGCACUUACUUCAAAUUCUUCACCAAUGGACACAACGCAGUCAUAUUUAAGAAGACGACCCACAAGAACCUGAACAUAGCGGCUGCUAUCCUCGCAAUGAUAGCUCUGUCUAUGAUGGUGAUGGGAGCCAUCUGUAUCACCAUGUCCCUCAGUAAAGGAGUGCCCUUCUUCCUCAAGCCCGCCUCCUUCUGCUUCAUCCUAUCAGGUCUACUGGUCCUGCUGUCUAUACUGGUGUUUCACCAGUCAGUGCUGGCCCUGUUGUCAUCUGACCACUCCAUACCGCUCCACCACGAGCUCUCCUGGUCCGUGACCUGUGUGGGCUUCGCUGGAGCCAUCCUCAUCACGGGGGGGAUCCUUUUCCUGAUCCUCUCCCUCCCUUAUAGCUCCUGGGAGAAAUGUCUGCCUCAAUGCAACAGCAGCACUACCUAGCACAAUGGAGGCCCAAAAGAGGCCCAACAGCACAUACAGUAACUGGGGGAGAAAUGUUUAGUUUUAUAUCAGGAUUGUAAUCAAACUCCAGUCCUCGAGGGAUUUAGUUGCUGGCUUUAGUUGUCAGGUAUAAAUCAGACACUGAUCAGAACAACUACAACCAGUAGACACUGAUGCCACCCAGGAGUUGAGUUGGAGACCCCUGU
Oncorhynchus gorbuscha (pink salmon) is the source of this 1463-nucleotide messenger RNA. RefSeq names its product voltage-dependent calcium channel gamma-6 subunit-like. The transcript is spliced from 5 exons. Gene Ontology annotation, biological process: regulation of calcium ion transmembrane transport via high voltage-gated calcium channel. Lineage: Eukaryota; Metazoa; Chordata; Actinopteri; Salmoniformes; Salmonidae. The record is from RefSeq and is a predicted model, not a curated record. Gene Ontology annotation, cellular component: membrane; L-type voltage-gated calcium channel complex. Bases 445 to 1257 code for a protein of 270 amino acids. Gene Ontology annotation, molecular function: calcium channel regulator activity.